UGAAUCAGCAAUGGAGUUCUCAAAAGCAAACACUAUCGUCUACGGCUGAAUCCAACAUCGAAGGAGCGUCCUUAGAUGGAGGAGAAGCGCCGCGACGCCGCAAAUUUGCCGGUGAACAGCACCGAUUCUCCCUCAKCGGAGCCGCCUUCGUCGCGUCGUCGAGCCGGAGCUCAGAAGCGGAAGGCCAGCGCUCUUGGCGUCUCUAACACCUCCUCCGCGCCCUCCAAACGUGUUACUCGGGACAAGUCUGCGCUCUCGCAUCCUCAAAAUCAUAGCGGCCCCUUCACCCGAGCUCGACUGGGCCCUAACAAUGUCGCUGGAACAGCAUCGGGUAAUGCGGCUGGAGGUCUGGCCGCCGCCGCCGCGGGAUCGGUUAAGCUGGAGGGCUCUGUUCUUCAUUCGGAAGUUCAGCGUGGAGAGGCGAUAGUCGCCGCGGCGGAGGAAUUGAACAAGGUGAGUAGAUUGGCGAAUUUGGAGGCGUCGUUCGAAGCUGAUUUUGAAGCUAUUAAAUCUCGGGGUGCGGAUGUUCAUGCCGUUCCGAAUCACUGCGGUUGGUUUUCAUGGACAAAAGUCCAUCCUAUUGAGGAACGCACGAUGUCUUCUUUUUUCAGUGGAAAGUCUGGCACUCGAAGUCCUGAUAUGUAUAUUGACAUACGUAAUUGGAUUAUGAAGAAAUUCCAUGCAAAUCCUAGUAUGCAAAUUGAAUCAAAAGAUUUAUCAGAGCUGGAAGUUGGAGAACUGGAAGCUAGACAGGAGGUGAUGGAGUUUCUAGACCACUGGGGUUUGAUUAAUUUUCAUCCUUUCAUACCCACCGAUUCCACUUCAACAAGUGACGUUGACGAUGAAAAUCUGAAGGAAUCUUUGGUUGAGAAGUUAUUUCAGUUUGAAACAUUAGAAUCCUGCCCAUCUAUUGUUCCAAAGACUAAUGUUACCACCACAGCCCCACCUAGAUUGCUCCGAGAAUCUGCAAUUCCUGAGGAGAUGGUGAGGCCUGAGGGUCCAUCUGUUGAGUACCACUGUAACUCGUGCUCUGCUGAUUGCUCUAGGAAACGGUACCACUGCCAGAAGCAGGCAGAUUUUGAUUUGUGUAYGGAGUGCUUUAACAAUGGGAAAUUCGAUUCUGAUAUGUCUUCAUCAGAUUUUAUUCUCAUGGAGCCUGCUGAGGUUCCUGGUGCUAGUGGAGGUAAGUGGACAGAUCAGGAGACUCUCCUCCUCCUUGAGGCUUUAGAGCUUUACAAGGAAAACUGGAAUGAGAUUGCAGAACAUGUGGCCACCAAAACUAAAGCUCAAUGUAUAUUGCACUUCAUUCAAAUGCCAAUUGAGGAUACCUUUCUUGAAUCUGAGGACAAUGUUGAGGUCAGUCCAAAAGAAACUGCUGUUCCACCUUCAAGCGAAAAUGAUUCGUCAGUUCCUGCUGAUAUCACUGAACCAAUGGAUAAUAAGCCCACUGGAAAAGAGGCUUUGAAUGUAGAAAAUGCGAACAAAGACGAUACAGGUGAGGUAAAAGUUGGGCAGGAGAAUUCAAAAUCAGAGGAUGUUGGAGAUAAGGCUGCUUUAGAUAAGUCCAAAUCAGAUGAUGGUGGUCAGAAGGUUUCUGAAGACAUUGCCUUGAAUGCUUUGAGGGAGGCAUUCGAAGCCAUUGGUUAUGUAUYAACACCUGAGCGCCGACUGUCAUUUGCUGAUGUAGGGAACCCCGUCGUGGCAUUGGCUGCAUUCCUUGCACGCUUAGUUGGAUCAGAUGUUGCUAGUGCAUCAGCGCAUUUUUCUUUGAAAAGCAUAUCUCAGAAAUCUCCCAGUUUAGAACUGGCUACAAGGCACUGCUUUAUUUUAGAAGAUCCACCAGAUGACAAGAAUGCACAAUCUAAUUCAGAGAGUGUUGUAAAUGUGGAAGCUCAGAAAAAUGACAAUGAACAGUGUGAAAAACAGAGACAAGACGAUUCUACUUCAGUCUUAGAUGACAGAGCCUUAUCAACUAAUAAAAGUAAUAACAAAAAUGGUGAAUCUGUGACAAAAGAAACAACAGUGGAUAAUGGAAAUUCUUCAGAUGCUAUUAGAGAACAUGAUCCAGUCAUUAUUCACGGUUCAGAUGGAACAAGUAAUUUGAAUGAAUUGAGAGAACCAGAAUUGCUGAAGGAUGAAAGAACAGGCAUUGUGAAGGAAUCUGAAAAUCUAGAAUCAAAUUUAACUACAAAUCCGGUUGAAAAGUUGGGAGAAGGAACUCAUGUUGAAAAGCCAUCACAACCAAUAUUGUCGUCAGAGGAUGUACAUAUGUCAGAUUUGGAGCAUGCUGAAAGAACUGAUCAGAAACAAGUUCCAUCUCAUUCUGCCAAAACUUCAAAAGAUUUAGAUGAUGUACCAAAUCCUUUACCCUCUGUGAAUGAGCCUCAGCCACUAAUUGCUGCCAAUUCAGUGAAAGAAGCCUCGAAUGAUGGAGCUGUGGUGCUUGAUUCUCACAAAAAAUAUGAAACUUCACAAACUGAAACAUCUAAUUCUGUGGUUGACCAGGGAGCAAGCACGGUCUCUGAUUCUUUGCUCUCAGCAGACAAUGCAAUGCCACAACCAGUUAACCCGAAUUCGGUGAUUGAAAGUGGAGCAGGUGAUAAUCAAAGCAAGGACAAUAAAGAAGAAAAAUCCAGUUGUACAAGUAAAAAAGAGGAUAAAAUCGAUAAGUUGAAGCGUGCUGCAGUUACRACACUCUCAGCAGCAGCUGUGAAGGCAAAAGUUCUGGCUAAUCAGGAAGAGGACCAAAUCCGUCAACUUGCCAUGAUAUUAAUUGAAAAACAGCUSCAUAAGUUGGAAAGCAAGUUGGCAUUUUUCAACGAGAUGGAUAACGUGACAAUGAGAGUGAGGGAGCAACUAGACAGGUCAAAGCAGAGGCUUUUCCAGGAACGUGCUCAGAUAAUUGCUGCUCGACUCGGCUUACCCGCUACAUCGUCACGAGUCAUGGCACCAUCGUUGCCUGCUAACAGAAUGGCCAUGAACUUUGCAAACUCAGUUCCAAGGCCUCCAAUGGGCAUGACUUCCCAAAGGCCACCGACAUCGGGACCGGUGGGUAUGGCUGCUACUAAUCCUAACCUCCAACCCCAACCCCAAUAUGCAACCACCAGUACCACAAUUUCUGGGAGCUCAUUUCGCCCAGCAAAUCAGGACACAAUUUCUUCUGUUGGGACCAAGUAAAUCAUUAUUAGCUUGCUGGUAGAGAUUGCAACCMUUUUAAUACAGUAGAAUUCACUUCAAGUUUACUGUGUAACCUGUUUAUUUUUAAUGUUGUAUUAUAUCCAACYAAGCAGAUUUCGAAUUCUGAGAAAUGAAAAUAUCUACUUCAGCUGCUAGUCUUUUCGUAUUCA
Messenger RNA from Momordica charantia (bitter melon), 3347 nucleotides. RefSeq names its product DNA-binding family protein (gene CHB3). Gene Ontology annotation, molecular function: protein binding; zinc ion binding. The record is from RefSeq and is a predicted model, not a curated record. Lineage: Eukaryota; Viridiplantae; Streptophyta; Magnoliopsida; Cucurbitales; Cucurbitaceae.